This is a messenger RNA of Rhea pennata, 5995 nucleotides long. RefSeq names its product nuclear factor of activated T cells 2 (gene NFATC2). The record is from RefSeq and is a predicted model, not a curated record. Lineage: Eukaryota; Metazoa; Chordata; Aves; Rheiformes; Rheidae. Gene Ontology annotation, biological process: regulation of transcription by RNA polymerase II; cytokine production; calcineurin-NFAT signaling cascade. Gene Ontology annotation, molecular function: DNA-binding transcription factor activity, RNA polymerase II-specific; RNA polymerase II cis-regulatory region sequence-specific DNA binding; transcription factor binding. The coding region runs from base 1 to 2808 and encodes 935 amino acids. Gene Ontology annotation, cellular component: transcription regulator complex. The transcript is spliced from 10 exons.
AUGAGCGCCGCUGCCCAGGCCCCGGAGCCGGAGCCGCAGGAGGGGGGCCCGGGCCCCGGCCCCGGCCCCGGCCCCGGCCCCGGCGCGGCGCGGGCGGGCAGCCCCCAGGAGGAGUUCGACUUCUCCAUCCUCUUCGACUACGACUACCUGAAGCCGAUUGAAGAAGAACCGACUCCACAUAAAACCAACAGCCCACCCUCUGGAGUUACAUACGCUCAUGAUGUCUUGGACUGUGGCCUCAAGCCAUGCCCCCUGGCUUUUUCUAGCCUUUCUGCAGAUCCCAUGGGCAGAUAUGGACAGCCAGAUAGCAUAGGGACAACACCUACGCACCCUGCAAACGCUGCAGGGGCCUCUGCUCCAAGCCCUAGGAUUGAAAUUACUCCAUAUCAUGAACUGAUUCAUUCAGGGGGUCCCUUCCGCAGCAGAGACACAGAUCUUUUGGUAGAACAUCAGUCAAACUCAGCUACCACUAGCCCCAGGGUUACCUUGCCUGUCCCUGGCUUUGAGGGCUACAGAGAACCGCUGUGUUUGAGCCCAGCUAGUAGCGGCUCAUCUGCAAGUUUCAUUUCAGAGACAAAUUUCUCUCCUUACACAUCACCAUGUGUUUCACCAAAUAAUGGUCCUAGUGAUGACCUUUGUCCACAGUUUCAAAACAUCCAUACUCAUUAUUCUCCUAGAACCUCUCCAAUAAUGUCACCACGAACAAGCAUCACGGAGGAAACCUGCUUGGGACAACAUUCACCAUCACCCCGUCCCAACUCAAGGUCUUCAUCACCAGGUGCAAAACGGAGGUACUCUUGCACUGAGCUCUACAAUACUCAGCCACCUUCCACUUCUCCACGACAGUCAAGGACCCCCUCUCCACAAUCCUCUCCUCGCAUCCCUUUGAGAGAAGACAGCUCUUCACUUACUUACACGCAGUUGCCCAGUGCUUCUAUUUCCAUGGAUGCUAUGAACAGCCUUCCUACAGAUCCUUCUUGUGGUGUUCCCACAAAAAUCUGGAAAACCAGCCCUGAUCCUUCGUCGAUGCCUUCCCACAAAAACAGCAUUCCAUGUCACGUCUUUCAGACUGUUGACUUCCAUGGGCCUUGUGAGCAGGAGGACAGGAGAAACUCAGCCCCAGAAUCAAUCUUAUUGGUACCUCCAUCUUGGACAAAGCAACUGAUGCCUGCAAUACCUCUUUGCAGCUUGCCCGUGCAGUCGCUCCCGCCGCUCGAGUGGCCGCUCUCCAGCCAGUCUGGCUCUUACGAGUUACGGAUCGAAGUGCAGCCGAAGCCCCACCACCGUGCGCACUAUGAGACGGAGGGAAGUCGGGGGGCAGUCAAGGCACCAACCGGAGGUCACCCCGUCGUCCAGCUUCAUGGCUACAUGGAGAACAAACCCUUGGGUCUUCAGAUCUUCAUUGGGACAGCAGACGAACGGAUACUUAAACCUCAUGCAUUCUAUCAAGUCCAUCGCAUUACGGGAAAAACUGUCACCACCACCAGCUAUGAAAAAAUCAUUGGCAACACCAAAGUUUUAGAGAUCCCAUUGGAACCCAAAAACAACAUGAAAGCAACCAUUGACUGUGCGGGGAUUUUGAAGCUGAGGAACGCGGACAUCGAGCUGCGUAAGGGAGAGACAGACAUCGGCCGGAAGAACACCCGUGUUCGGCUCGUCUUCCGCGUGCACAUCCCAGAGUCCAAUGGCAGAAUCAUUUCCCUGCAAGCAGCAUCUAACCCCAUCGAGUGCUCCCAAAGAUCUGCUCAUGAACUUCCAAUGGUUGAAAGACAAGAUAUUGAUAGCUGCCUUGUUUAUGGAGGACAACAGAUGAUCCUGACUGGACAAAAUUUCACAGCAGAGUCCAAGGUGGUGUUCACGGAGAAAACUUCAGAUGGGCAGCAGAUCUGGGAAAUGGAGGCAACAGUGGAUAAAGAUAAGAGCCAGCCUAGCAUGCUUUUUGUAGAAAUACCAGAAUACCGUAACAAGCACAUCCGCACACCUGUGAAGGUGAAUUUCUAUGUCAUCAAUGGGAAAAGAAAAAGAAGCCAACCCCAGCAUUUUACCUACCACCCAGUACCAUCAAUCAAAACAGAGCCCAUUGAUGACUAUGAUCCAGCCUUAAUCUGCAAUACAGUACACAGUGGUCUGGGAACAGUAACACAGCCUUACUAUUCACAGCACACAAUGGUCACCGAGUCCCCUUCCUGUCUUGUGGCCACUAUGGCCCCCUGCCAGCAGUUGCGCUCAGGCCUUUCUUCUCCCGAUUCUCGAUACCAUCAGCAGAAUCCAGCCGCUGUAAUAUACCAAAGAAGCAAGAGCCUUAGCCCUAGCCAACUGGGCUACCAGCAGUCCAGUUUGAUGGCUACACCGGUCGCUAUUUCAGAUGCCCAUAGGUCAGUGCUGGUGCACGCUGGUUCCCCAGGCCAAACUUCGGCGGUGCUCCAUCAUUCUCCAAGCAACCAGCAAUCUUCUCCUGUGAUCCACUAUUCUCCAACUAACCAGCAGCUGAGAUGUGGAAGUCACCAAGAAUUUCAGCACAUCAUGUGCUGUGAAAAUUUUACAUCCAACGUUGCGAGAUCCAGCCAGCCCCAAGUCAGUCAAGCACAAAGGUUAAGUCCAAGUCCGUAUCCUAGUGUGAUUCAGCAGCAGACAGCCUCAGGCCAGCGAGCAGCAAAAAAUGGACCACCAGUUAACGACCAGAAAGAAGUGUUACCAGCUGGAGUUACUAUUAAACAGGAACAGAAUCUGGACCAAGCAUAUCUGGAUGAUGUAAAUGAAAUUAUCAGGAAGGAAUUUUCUGGACUCCCUGCCAGAAGUCAGACAUAGAAGCAGAGAUUUGCGAGACAACUUUUACCAACUCCUUCCAUAACUGACCUCCUAGAUCCUUCCAGUGCCCCUGCAACCUCCUGCUUCCUUAACUGUUCAUCUCAAGGCACCAAUUCAAUGCAAGGAACAAUGUAUUGGCAUCAAGCUGACAGCCUUGACUAAGCAACUCGCCACCUCUCUCUGUAAACAUCGCAAAGGACACCCUUCCUUUAGUCCAAAGAUCGUAUUGUUCUCAUAUAACAGAGCAUCUGUCUGAGGAAACUCUUCAAGCCUGCUGCAAAAUAUCUAUCUAUGUAUCGAUGUAUCUUAGCAAUAAGGGAGAAGUAAGAUGUCACUCCUGAACACCGCACAAAGCAAGGGAGGUUAUAUGUUAAUGCUUUUUUGGGUGGGGUGGGAAACGAGAGAAGAAAGAGUAAUAUAUUCCGUAAAAGAAUAAAAACGUUUUGCAGUUUGCUAACAAUGACUUGCCCUCCAGGUCUCAAAGCCCUUUUGAAAAAUUUUAUUGUUGUAGGAAACUGAGGCAGCCCAAGCUUGCGCGGCUUUUGGCCAACCUGGGAUCAAAACUCAUUUUCUCUGACUGAGCACUGUGAUCAGUAUUUCAAACAGCAGCUGUCAACUGAAUUCAGAAGUUUUCACUUUUCUGGAUAGGAAUUUGAAGGAGAAGGAUAUUCAAAGACAGCUAGUAAAAAGAACAAUCCAGCAAUUCUCAAGUUAAAAUAAACCCUGAUAAAACAGAGAUUAAUAUAUAGGAGUCACAGUAACCUAAGCACUGUUAUGCCUUGCCAAAGAUUUUUAUGAUUGAUCCUUACUAACACUGAGGCAGUACAUGAACACCUCUUAGAUGUUUUCUCUCUAAUGAAUUGUUACUGUUUCUUUCCAUAUAGGAGCUGCUAUUGGCUUGUAACUUGUCUCCUAUAGCAGUUGUAGCAUUUAACCACACAAGCUGCAGUGGAAAAAUAAUUGCAUCUCGCAGAAGCCAUAUUUUCUAAGUGAACACAUACACCUAUUUAUACUUCUUUAGCUUUGCAAAGCCACCAGAUUUCUGGAAAGGUUAAAUUUCCAUGUGAGUUAGUGUGUUAGUCAAUUAUGUUUUGCUUCAGGUGUUUGAAUAUGCUUAUCACAGUAAGAGAUUGCCUCUGCCAUUUACAGUUGUACUCCUCGUGUGUCAUUGCUACCAUGGUGUGAUAAGAAAGCAUAAUGAGUGUGUAAUCAACAUACAGUAAGAGGUAGCCGUAAUAUUGUAGGAAAUAGGUAGUAAUCAUCUUCUCUGUUUUUGUAAAUGAGGAACACUGAUAUUGUUAUGGGUGUGGAGCUAGAGGUCUGUUCUAGAAAACACAGUUAAAUGAGCCUGUUCUCAAUUGUUUUAAAGUAAACUUUGCUGAAUACCUACAUGUCCACAUGUUCAUGGCAGGAAUUAGGUGGUGGGAAUACAGCAGGUCAGCAGAGCAUUUGGGUAAGUUGUUUCCCAUCUCUGCAAGACAGAUAAUUGCAUAAACCCUUUAGAAUAUGUGCUAGGUUCAACAAAAAUAUUCUCAGGGGUAUUGAGAAAAAUAUAUUUCCUGUCACCAAAAGCCAGCACUUAGCCUAUGCAAGGUGUUAUGUUUUAGAGCAAGAAAUAGAAACAUUUUGCUUCUUAGAAUGUCUCAUCCAGGCCUCUGUUAUGGGCCUGAUCUUGAAUUUUAACCUGAAAUCUGAAUUUUGCAAGAGCAGCUCUGGAUUCAGCCAAGUCUCAAUCCAUGACCAGAGCAGAGGACUGUAGCCUGAGCCCUUCUGAAGAUCCAGGGCAUGACAUGGUCUUCAGAGUUUGUUGCCUUUUCCUCAGAAGUGCUGCUUAGACAUGCAGGCAGUGCUGGAGUGGUACGGAGACGGGUAGCACACCAUCCAUCUGGAAGAUGUUAGCCCCUUGCAAAAUUAAAAUCCUUUGUCACGGAAUGAUUCCCCUGUAUCCCCUUUCAGCAACACUGAAAAGGCUCUGGCCAUGGAUGCUUCGCUCUGGGACUCAUGCUGUGAGUUACAUGUGAUGCAUCAUCAAAAGCAUAAAUGUAUCCAAGUCUCAGCUUUUUACCUGUAGAGGUGAGUGGCCUUUUUUUUUUUUUCUACUGACUUUUACAAGAACAAAACUGAGGCUUGGAUUAGUUGAAAUAGCUUCUGCACAGUGAAAUUAUUGAUUGUUAAACAGUGCUUAUACUGGUCUAGUACUUCGAUUGCUCACAUGCCUCCAACAAGUGAUCUUGAGUUGUUUUAAAACCGCUAUAUGUCAGAAUGUGCCAUACAUCAUGGAUUUUUUAAUGCAUUUUGAAGUUCUGGACAAUUCUGAAAAAUUAUUAUGGACAAAAUUUGCCUGUCCGAAGUUCUUUAUAGCAAUUGAGCAAAAGAACAAGCCAAAUGUGUGUCUUUUAGUUUCACAGAAUUCAUGCUUGGAGCUACUGAAAAUGACCAUCUAGUUUUCCCCCUGUAACCUAUAAGAUAUAGGAGUAUUUAAAAAAAUAAUGAUAAUAACAGAACCAAAAUCCUAAAUUAACUGACAGAAACUUUCCUCUUGCUGGAUUUUAAAUAGAAUACCAAAGAAGAAUGUCAGCUUAUUUGCAGAUCUGUUGACAAACUUAUAUUGUCUAAAAAUAUUGCUAGUUAUUUGAUGAUGAAUAGCAACUGGCUUUCAAUAUUUCAAUAUUUCUCUUUAUGCAGAUGAAUGUCUCAUCUCUAAGUGGGAUGACCGCACAUGCAAAUCCACUAGCAAUCUGCCACCAGGCACGUGCAAUUACAAUAUGCAUGUUCAUGAUGGGGCCUGAUUUUUUUAUUUUUUGCCACUGUCCCCUGCUGAUCAUUUGAACAUCCUACAUCAUUUCUCCCUUCUUAGUAUGAGGCAUACCUGUAUAAAGCAGGCAGGAAAAGUACAGACUCAGAGUGAAGGCUUUUGAGCCUUCAAAUGGGUUCAUGCAGGCAAGUCCAUGAGGCCCUGCCGGGCUCUGCUGAAGAUGCCUUGCAGGAUGCACCCAUUAAACAUGCUCCCUUUAACAGAAAGAUAAGAUUUCCACAGCUCUUAUGUGUUCUUUCAGGCACUUUGCCGUAGAGAGAGAGGGAGAGGAUUUUUUUAUGAUGUGCUACAAAUAGUGUCCUUGUUCUUGCAUUAGUUGUAUUUCCUCCUAAUUUUUAAGGCAUAGAUGUUAAUCUGUAUGUGUGUUUGUGC